UUUGUGUUUCGAUCAGUGAACACGGUUUUUUGCUUUGGUGCGUUUUCGGAUGCUCAAAAGUGACGAUUUGACGGAGAAUAUAGCGAUUCAGGAUGUACAACUACGCAAGCGCGUACGCAGCAGCCUUUUCGGAAAGUUACAAAAAGGCGUGUGACUCGAAUCCCAUGACGGCAGGCGGCGGGCAGCACUACGGCACCUGCGGUCCCUACGGUUCUGCCACCAUCCGAGGACGGUGUCCGCACACGGCUCGUGUCAACGGGAGCGAGAAUCCACGGGGAGGUGACACCCGCCCAAGAUCACGGAAUGCCGGUCAGCUCAUGACUGGCUCCCGGUGGGUGUCCCCAAGUGGAUAUGUCCAUCGCCAGAUUGAUUCCGCUAAGGAUGAGCGGAAUCUCAAGCCACCCUUACAAGGCCCCCAAGUUAGAAAGGCGUGCGACUCGGAUCCCUCGGCGAGAGGCAGCGGGCAGCGCUACGACAACUGCGGUCCCCGUUCUGCCACCGUCCAAGGACUGUGUCCGCACUCGGCUCGUGUCGAGAGCGGGAAUCCACGUGGAGGUGACACCCGCCCAAGAUCACGGAAUGCCGGUCAGCCCAUGACUGGCUCCCAGCGGAUGUCCCAAAGUGGAUAUGUCCAUCGCCAGAUUGAUUCCGCUAAGGAUGAGCGGAAUCUCAAGCCACCCUUACAAGGCCCUCAAGCUAGGAGGCUUUCCCCCCUUCGGCGUCUUCCUCAACGCAACAAGGUUCGACCUCUGAACAUCGACGGUCUCUUGUUGACGUCAGAAGCACGCCCACCCUGCCCCAGUGACUCGGCCCGCAGCUACGCCAUGUUCAAUGCCUCUUCGCAAAUCUCCAAUACCACCCAGAGAUCAGGCAAUUUGGUCGUAGCCGGGCAGUCCCGUAAGCUGGCGAACAUCACCAGCGACAGGACGAGCUCGAGUCCCCCAGAAGACGACAUUGACAGGCCGCCGUCUGUCGUCGUUGGACAGGCAUUUGUCCCGACAACAUCAAGGUCCAAGCGAACGUGGAAAACAAGACUUCGAUCUCUCUUUGCUCCUCGGAGUCGCGGGACCAAGACCACCGUUCAGCCUUUCGUUACACCACAAGGGCAAUCGGAAGGUCAAGUCAGUCGACCUAGGUUACUCGAAGAAGACCACAGUGAUCCAGGUCAAGUCAACCGACCCAGGUCACUCAAAGAAGACCACAGUGACCCAGGUCAAGUCAGUCGACCUAGGUCACUCAAAGAAGACCACAGUGACCCAGGUCACCAGAGCCACACCAGCGCUCUGAUGAAGAAUCGAGAAGCGAAGGAAUUUGGAGGAGAUGCAUUAACUAUAAAGAUGCAUCAUCGGCAAUGCAGCGCUGCCAUGGCAACAAGACCAGCCUCGUACAGCAACCAGCCCCUCCCGAUCCCAGGAACACCUCAAUUUGACUGGGACCGUCUCCAGUCAAGCUCCCACCCUGCUCCAAGAAGUGACAAUCUGAUCACAUCACAGAAGCAGAAGGAGGUUACGGGCCUCGUCGCCAACUACGGUGACGGGUCACUCCCAGUUUCAGCUCCUAGGAAUGCUUCCUUUCGCAAUUCCUCGGUUUGCGACUUGCCUUCAUUUCCAUCUCAGGGGCAAGGAGCAAAGAUGCGGGAUAAGAUAUCAUCAGAUGAGGAAGUAACAAUCCCUAAUGCAGAUCCUCUGACGUCGAUCUCACGUGGCGAUGGCAAGCCUCACGAAGAGGGAAGAGAAAGUGGAGACCAUGGUUGUGGUUGGGAAUCGAUCUCAGUUCCAGUGUCUCCAUCUCCAUCUCAUCAAUCUGUCUCCUCCUCAUCCAAGAAUUCCUCUCCGUCUCAGAAUGUAGGAUCAGAGACGGAUGUUGAAGACUUCAUCUACAAUGUUGAUGGAGAAAGCUCAUCGGUAUCAUCUAUGAGCGAUUCUUCAUGGGCAAUGCCAAAUUCAGAAGCUGAUGCGGAUGUUGACUCUUUUGAUGAGGAGACAAUUGCAGACAAAAGCAGACAAAGGUUUACAGAAUUACCACCGCUUCGUCAGCAGCGACUCGCUCUCAAGAUGGCCCCGGCAUUUGCUUUAAAAACAUCUUAUCCGGAGGACUUUGCUCAUUGGCUGACGGUUGUGCUGAGUUGUAUUGAGCGAAGGGAUGUGAUGCGACGGAUGCAACUUGCUUCCAACUACAAGACACCGUUCACAAGAAAGGAGGCUUGGGAAAUUCAUGCCAACGCCGCAAAAGCCAAAGACAUAAUGCGUCAAUUGAACCAAAUCAUCUCAUUAUCGACAAAGGACGAAGAGUCGAGUAUUGAGAGUUUGCAAUUAGCCUCUCCUGCAAAUCCUGUCAAGAAAGACUCAGAAAUCGAGGGGGACAGAAGAACAUCAAGUGCAACACCACAGGUCCCGAAGGACGCCUGGAGUUCUAGACAGGUAGCAUCUUCAAAAGAUUCCGAAUCGUCUGCAUCCAUAACUCCAAAGACAAAGUUCGAAACUACUUUGAAGGAACACAAAGAAAAAGUUGAAAAGAGCGACUCAGAUCAAGAAGAGGUAACGCCAGCUGAAUGUCCAGAGUCUUCAAUUUCAAAGCUCUCUGAGAUGAUGUCUACUGAAAGUAAACCAUGGGAUGUUGUCAACAAGGCAUCCCCAUGUGCACAUCUACCCACAAUCUCGAAGAAGUCAUCUUCGAACGACUGCGCAUCAAGAGCAGCGUCCCAUGCUCAGAAGGACACCUUAAGUCUCGAAAAAGGCGCAGAAUAUACUUCAUCCAUGAAUGCAAAGAAAUACAUAGUGUAUGCCCAAAAAGAAAUGGACGAAAUUGCAAGAAAACCCGAAGAGACUGAGAAGAGCGACUCAGAUCGACCAUCUGGAAGUCCAGCGUCUUUACUGCCAAAACUUUCUGAUAAGACUCCCACUUCAGCUUCAUCAGGAGUAGUUGUCAACAAGGUAUCAGUUGAAGAAAAUUACCAUUCGCCACAACCGAAAAUCUCAAAGAAUUCAUCUUGGAAGGAUGUGGCUACAACUGAUAACACAUCAAGCACAGCUAAUGCUUCUUCUAAGAACCCUCAAGCAACACAAAGUCCUCAGGAAGGACUACUAGAACUCACAGCCUAUCCCUCAAUCGAUCCUAGCGAGUUGGAGUUCAUUAUGUCUGACAACGGAAAAGAAGUGGCGCUUGGGUCGGGUUCUUGUGGUGGAGUCCUACUGAUGCGUCAUAAAGCAGACAAUACUCUCCUUGCUGUCAAGGUGCUGGUUAAAAACUUCUCUUUCUUGCAGCACGAGGUGGCAGCCAUGCAUGCGGUGAGAAACUGUCCCUUCUUCCCCAAAUUUGUAGGAGUCAUCGACUACUGCUCUUACGCCCAAGAGCUCGUAGGUGGUGUUGGCAGAAACACGGCUUACGACUUCCGCAAGGCGCUGCACGACGAUCUCUUGAACGCGUUAGAGUGGCUACACGUCUGCCGUGAUGUCACGAAGGGACUCAAGGCUUUGCAUACUGCUGGCUGGCUUCACUGCGACCUACACUGCGGCAAUGCUAUGGUGUGUCCCAAUCCACCAGGCUCUGAUGUGGCUUGGCGCGGCAAGAUCAUCGACCUGGGAAACGCCCUGCAGAUUUCGAAUCCAGGCCCAGUCACGAUCCUUGAUGAUGAGCAACAGAAGAAGCUCUACGAACUUGCCAAGCAGUGUGCCCCCGAGAUUCUGGAAGGCAGAGACACAUUCACCGAAAAAUCCGACAUCUACAGUCUCGGCAAUCUCUUCGUGGAUGUAGCCAGUGACGCAAAUAUCCCCCACGGUCUCCGUCUACUAGGCGAGUUCUGCAUGAGACGAAGUUCUGAUGCUCGCCCAACACUGGAUGCCAUCUCGGGGAAACUAGACGAUUUCAUCUCGGAGAUGAUGCAGGCUGAGCAACAGCCUUCCAGCCCGUCUCCUAUUCCUCCUCCCUCAUCCUCUCCUUCUCCUAAUCUUCGUUGCCAUCUCAUCGCGGAGAUGGUGCAGGCUGAGCAGCAGCCUUCAAGCCCCUCUCGUAUUCCUCCUUCCCCAUCAUCGCCUUCUCCUAAAAUGCGUUGCCGUCUUUGUUAGUUUAUCAAAUCCAAAAUCGCACAGAAAGAGUAGAGAAGACCGGCCGCGUCCUAAUCGGAUGUUUUGACUACGAUUACAAAGCAGUACAUGAGUAGUGGAAGGCUGGAAGCAUGCAAACCGUAGUCUAAAACAACCGAUUUGGACGCGGCGCUAGGGCCGUGUGUUAACACGAAGGAACUCAAAGGCAAAUUGUUCCAGGCAAGAAAAGGACAGAACAAAAAUUUCUUUCCCUACAAUACUCUGAGGUAUUCUUUGACAGCUAAUGUUCUCCAUUCCUCCUAGUGUUUCUUGCAUUUAGUUGUCUCUCAGUUGCCGAUGAGAAUUGCUUUGUUAUUGGCCCUUAUACACCAGAGAACUUUAUCACGAUGUAGCCCUUUUGUCUAGUUUCCAGCAGCAAGACAUUGAGAAAUCACUGCGGCCACUUGCGUACAGAAUAGUCACCAGACAGUGAUUAUUUUUCUCUGUAGAUCUGUUUGGUCAUUUGGAUCAGUUGUAAGAACAUUGAGAACAUGAUUAAGACUAUAAUUAUCAUGCGCUGCUAACGUUCCAGUACGCUGUAUUUUGGUAAAUAUAAUAAGCUUUUAAACUUGAAAAAUAUCUGAAAUAUGAAAAUAUCUGCCUUUUGAACCACAGAUUUGCUGCUAAACUGAUCCAAAGAGAGUACUGCCAAAGUUUACUGUUUCUGUGCGAUUUUUGACAACCAUUUAUUCUGUUAACUAAUAUCUGAGAUGUGGCUUAUUCAAAUAUGGUAUUAAAAAAAAACUGAUCUAAAAAUCUUGAAAACAAACCAUCAAUUCAAUUUUGCUUCAUAUUCAAAUCCUCCAAUUUGAAUAUGAUUUUUUCACACACUUAUAGAGGUGAGGGUUAAGACCAGUACUCCGUUUGUUAAAGUGUUAGUUUUUGUGGGUGUCCUAACGACCUCGUUAACAUAGCUUUCGAGCUCCAAUACGAGGUUGACCUUUGACACCCGCAAUGACGUCACCUUUUUCAAGUCCGGAGUUCUGGUCUUAUUUUCAGCCCAAACAUGACAUGCACUGAUUUUUCUUCAUUCAAUUUCAUUCUCUAUUAAUUGAGUCAUAUCCUAUGGAUCCCUUAUUUUUGUAUAUUUCACGAUGGGCCACUUUUUCACGAGUGAAGGUAGCAUAAUUUUGAAAUCACAGUUUGAAUAAUUGUAGUAACAUCAGUUACUAACACAACCAUUGACCUCAGGUAUACAUGUGGUCAGUUUGAAGACAAAUAAUGGAAAUACAUACACAUUGUCAUUCAUAUAAGUAGGUAUGUAACACAAGUUAAAACCUAACUUUUUAGCUUUGAUGCAGAUUUUUUUUCACAGCAAAAAGAAAUUCUUUGCAUUCUUCUUUCCAGCAUAAUGUAUUUGGUUUUUAUAAUAGAUGGUGUUGGUCAGUACUAUCAGAAUAUUACUGAUACCUAUAGAUAUUGGUACUCCCGGGUAUUUAUCACAUUCUUGUAUGACACUAUGAAGCUCUAGAACGCUGAUACCUAGCACAGAAUGAAACAAUAUGUGACAUCAAGCUGGUUUAUUCUGUAAAUUAAUGGCAAAUG
This is a messenger RNA of Patiria miniata (bat star), 5627 nucleotides long. RefSeq lists its product as uncharacterized. NCBI's taxonomy places the organism in Eukaryota, Metazoa, Echinodermata, Asteroidea, Valvatida, Asterinidae. The transcript has 10 exons. Gene Ontology annotation, molecular function: ATP binding; MAP kinase kinase kinase kinase activity. The coding region runs from base 93 to 4064 and encodes 1323 amino acids. The record is from RefSeq and is a predicted model, not a curated record. Gene Ontology annotation, biological process: protein phosphorylation.